Molecule: messenger RNA, 2896 nt
Organism: Carassius auratus (goldfish)
Lineage: Eukaryota; Metazoa; Chordata; Actinopteri; Cypriniformes; Cyprinidae
Product: muscle M-line assembly protein unc-89-like
Exons: 11
Coding region: 226-2835 (869 amino acids)
Source: RefSeq, a predicted model, not a curated record
CUACACUGGAUUGAAGUGAACUAGGAUAAUAUAGGCCUAUUAAAUGAUACUUUACUAAAUUACAUUGCUGAAGAUCAUCACAUCAACCACGUGUCUUCAACAUUUGUGAUGACAUUACCAGGAUUUAAUCUCCCAGAUUGCUUUCACUUAAGUUACUACUAAAACAGAGGAACAGCGCUUUUUCCUUUUGCUAAGACAGUGAUCAUCUUUUAGCAAACAUUGAAAAUGAAGCAAGUCUUUAUUUUUCUCGUCUUGUUGUUUUGUGUUCUUGUGCACGAUUUUUCAGGUGUUGGUCCAGAUAGAGUGUCAGUGAUGGAAGGAGAUUCAGUCACUUUAUACACUGAUGUCGAAACCAUCCAACAAGAAGAGAUAAGAUGGUAUUUUGAUGACGUUCGCAUCGCUGAAAUCAGUGGAGAUCCCGAUAAGACCUGUACAGAUGUUCAGUGUGAAGCUGGUAAUGAGAGAUUCAGAGACAGACUGAAGCUGGAUCAUCAGACUGGAUCUCUGACCAUCACAAACAUCACAAACACAGACUCUGGUCUUUAUAAACUACAGAUCAACAGCAGCAGCGACAGUCUUCUUCAGCUCUUCAAUGUUUCUGUUUAUUAUGCUCCUGAACGACAGAAAAUGAAGUCAGUGAAGGAGGGAGAUUCUGUCACUCUGGAUCUUGGUGUAGUGAAAAACCCAGAUUAUUUGAUGAAAUGGCUUUUUAAUGACGUUCGCAUCGCUGAAAUCAGUGGUGAUUUCAGUUUUAUCUGUACAGAUGUUCAGUGUUUAUAUGCGGAUGUCAGAUUCAGAGACAGACUGAAACUGAAUCAUAUGUCUGGAUCUCUGACCAUCACAAACACCAGAACCACCGACUCUGGACUUUAUUAUCUGCUGAUAAUCAGCAGCAGAUUUAGCAUCAAAAAGAGCUUUAUUGUUAAUGUCACUGGUGUUUACGGUGUUCAUACAGACAGUGUGUCUGUGAUCGAGGGGGAUUUAAUCAUUCUACACACUGACGUUGAAACAAAUCAGCAAAAAGAGAUUAGAUGGUAUUUUUAUGAAAUCCGCAUUGCUCAAAUCACUGGCGAUCUCGGUUUUAUCUGUACAGACUGCAAAUACAGUAAUGAGAUAUUCAGAGACAGACUGAAACUGGACAAUCAGACUGGGUCUCUGACCAUCAUGAACACCAGAACCACAGACUAUGGGGUUUAUCAUCUAGAGAUCAUCACAGACAGUGGCAUCAGGCAUGACACCUUCAGUGUUGCUGUUCAUGGUCUUUCUGCCUCUGAACAAGAUAAAAUGAAGAUGAAGUCAGUGAAGGAGGGAGAAUCUGUCACUUUAGAGUUUGAUGUAAUAAACAACCCGAAUUCUCCGAUGAGGUGGUAUUUUAAUGACAUUUGCAUGACUAAAAUCACUAGAGAUCAGAGUAAGAUCUGUGAAGAUGGUGAUGAGGAAUUCAGAGGCAGACUGAAGGUAAAUCAUCAGACUGGAUCUCUGACCAUCACAGACACCAGAACCACAGACUCUGGAGAUUAUAAGAUACAGAUCAACAGCAGCAGCAGAAUCAGCAUCAUAAAGACCUUCAUUGUUAAUGUCACAGGUGUGUCUAGUGCCGAUAAAGAUGGAGGGUCAGAGUCAGUGAAGGAGGGAGAUUCAGUCACUCUACAGACUCAUUUUAAAACAGACAAACAAGAAAAGAUUAUGUGGUAUUUUGAUGGCUUUCAAAUAGCUGAAAUCACUGGAGAUCUCAGUUAUAUCUGUACAGAUGUUCAGUGUAAUAAAGGUUCUGACAGAUUCAGAGACAGACUGAAGCUGGAUCAUCAGACUGGAUCUCUGACCAUCACAAACAUCACAAACACAGACUCUGGACUCUAUAAACUCAAGAUUUUUAGCAAAAGUGGCAGAAUCAGUAGAAAAAGCUACAGUGUCGCUGUAUAUGGAUUUUCUGGUGUUGGUUCAGAUGGAGUAUCAGCGUUUGUGAUGGAGGAAGAUUCAGUGACAUUGUACACUGGUGUUGAAAUACACCAGCAGAAAGGUGUUAGAUGGUUUAAUAAUGACAGUCUCAUUGCUGUAAAUGUUGGAGAUCUCAGUUAUAUCUGUACAGAUGUUCAGUGUGAUAAAGGAAGUGAGAGAUUCAGGGACAGACUGAAGCUGGACAAUCAGACUGGAUCUCUGACCAUCAUGAACAUCACAACCUCAGAUUAUGGACUUUAUGAUCUAGAGAUUAUCGGAUCAAAUGCGGAUAAUAAGAGAACAGUCAGUAAGACCUUCAAAGUAGCUCAACCUGGUGUUUCUGCUGCUCAACGAGAUGAAGUGAAGAGAAAGUCAGUGAAGGAGGGAGAAUCUGUCACUUUAGACACUCGUGUAAUAAAAAACCCAAAUUUGAUCAAAUGGUAUUUUAAUGACAUUCUCAUCGCUGAAAUCAUUGGAGAUCAGAGUAAGAUCUGUAGAGAUGAUCAGUGUGAUGAGAGAUUCAGAGAGAGAAUGAAGCUGGACAAUCAGACUGGAUCUUUGACUAUCACAAACUCCAGAACCACAGACUCUGGACUUUAUCAUCUACAGAUCAACAGCAUCUACAUCCACAUCACUAGGAGGUUCAGUGUUACUGUCACUGCUGACCUAACAGGAGUAUAUACUGCUGUUCCUGUUAUUCUGCUGCUGGUGGUUGCAUCUGCUGGUAUAUUUUACACUUGCAGGUGGCGUUCGAGAAGGAACUACAUCACGAGGAAGGAUACCGAUCAGGUGAAUUUUGAAGACUUGUCCCUACAUCAGACUGACUCUCUAUUGAUGACUCCAACCAGUCAGACGUCCCCGACUGAGAGUAAUGCUGCCAAUGAGACAUCAACGUAGGCCCGGCUCCAGAAUCAGAUCAUUGAGGGUGCUUCUUAAAUUAGUUAGGGUGCGCUCUCUG